Messenger RNA from Saccoglossus kowalevskii, 599 nucleotides. Its product is annotated as integrator complex subunit 4-like. Gene Ontology annotation, biological process: snRNA processing. NCBI's taxonomy places the organism in Eukaryota, Metazoa, Hemichordata, Enteropneusta, Harrimaniidae. The record is from RefSeq and is a predicted model, not a curated record. Gene Ontology annotation, cellular component: integrator complex.
AGGUGAGAAAUGCAGCCAUUGAUUCACUAUGUGAACUUGCUAGUCAGUCUCAGUCAUUUGCACAUCUCUCAUUGGACUUCCUAGUUGACAUGUUUAAUGACGAGAUAGAGAGUGUGCGUCUUAAUGCUAUCAACAGUCUAAGAAAAAUAAGUGGUACUAUAGUUCUAAGAGAAGAUCAGCUGGAAAUAGUUCUCAAUGUGUUAGAUGAUUCAUCACAGGAGAUUCGUGAAGCGGUACAUGAACUACUUUGUUGUGUUCAUUUGUCAACAAAACAAUGUCUUAGUUCAGCAUUACAAUUUCUUCUGAAGAACCUUGCUAAAUAUCCACAAGACAAAACAUCAAUAUGGAAAUCUUUAAAACACUUGGGACACUAUCAUCCAGACUUGACAUUAACAUUGGUUCCUGAUCUCUUAGGAACUCAUCCAUAUUUUGAUAUUCCAGAACCUGACAUGGAAGAUCCCGCAUAUAUAGCGGUGAUGAUUUUAAUAUUCAAUUCAGCAAUUAAAAGUCCCACAAUGGUGGCUUUAUUUCCACAGUAUGCUGUACGUCACUACUCUUAUCUCCGAGACAGUCUACCUGAUUUAGUUCCAUCAUUGAAG